Molecule: messenger RNA, 2086 nt
Organism: Cercospora beticola
Lineage: Eukaryota; Fungi; Ascomycota; Dothideomycetes; Mycosphaerellales; Mycosphaerellaceae
Cellular component (GO): cytoplasm; ribonucleoprotein complex; nucleus
Molecular function (GO): mRNA binding
Source: RefSeq, a predicted model, not a curated record
GCCACCAAUCUCGCUUUCGGUGACGAGCCGCUCCUCAACGAGGAGGCGGGCCCCCUUCUAUCUCCGGCUACGACUCCAGGCGCGGCCGAACAGGCCCAGUCGGUCAGGCUCCCCAUCAGGAAGAACGCAGGAGCGACUGUUUACUGGAAGCAUGUGAAAACGUGGAAACUAACUUGUGAUAUUAUAGUCUCGAAGCCGUUCGCCGCAGGACUACAACCGCCGCGACAACCGCCGCUACGAAGGCCGUAGCCGCUCCCCUGACGAAGAGCGUCACAACAACCGCCGCGAGAGACGCGAGCGCUCACCACGACCGAGCAACGGUCACUACAGCGAAGAGCGCUCCAGCCGCCCACCACCUCGCUCGCAGGAAGAACGCCAACAGGCAAAAGGCGAGAUGCUGAAGCAGGUGACCGACUCCUCGCAGCAGGACCGUAGGGUCUACGUGGGCAAUCUGGCCUACGACGUCAAGUGGCACCAUCUCAAGGACCACAUGCGCAAGGACGGCACGCUCGAUGUCAUCUUCGCAGACGUUCUCCUUCUCCCGAACGGCAUGAGCAAGGGUUGCGGAAUUGUCGAGUACCAGACACGCGACCAAGCACGCACCGCUAUCGAGACUCUUAGCAACACUCCGUUGAUGGGGCGCCUCAUCUACGUCCGCGAAGACCGGGAGACCGAGCCACGCUUCGCAGCACCACAGCGCGGCGGCCACGACGGCGGAUUUCACGGUGGCCGUGGUGGAUUUGGCGGCCGCGGAGGCUUCCAGGGCGGUAUGGGCGGCGGCUACGGCGGCGGCAUGCAGCAACAAGGUGGCCGCAGCCAGAUCUUCGUCUCUAACCUCCCAUUCCAAGUCGGCUGGCAGGACCUCAAGGACCUCUUCCGCCAGGCCGGCAACGUCAUCCGCGCCGAUGUCCACAUGGCACACGAUGGCAGCCCCAAGGGAUCUGGUGUUGUCGCAUUCGAGACUCCAGAAGAUGCCCAGAACGCUAUUCAGACUUUCCACGGCUACGACUGGCAAGGCCGCGUGCUCGAAGUCCGCGAAGAUCGCUUCGCCAAUUCAGGCCCGGGCGGUUUCGGUGGCCGCGGUGGCUUCCGUGGUGGCUUCGGCGGCGGUUUUGGUGGUCGCGGUGGUGGUUUCCGCGGAGGCUUCGGUGGCGGAGGAUACGGACGUGGUGGAUAUGGAGGUGGCGGUGGAUACGGCGGCUACCAGGGCGGUGGAGGCUACCAGGGUGGAGGUGGCGGCUACGGUCAAGGCGGCGGCUACAAUGCUGGCGCUGCGGCUGCUCCAGUCGUCCCACCAAACCCCUUUACCGACGGUGUGACUGCUGGCGGCGAGCAGGGUGGCUCGAUCAUCUACGUCAAGAACCUACCAUGGAGCACCAGCAACGAGGACUUGGUUGAGCUCUUUGUCACUAUCGGAGCCGUCGAUCGCGCCGAGAUUCAGUACGAGCCAAACGGACGCUCUCGUGGUACCGGUGUCGUUCAGUUCACCAGCGCUGGCGACGCUGCCACCGCCAUCGAGAAGUUCCAGGGCUACAACUACGGCGGUCGUCCACUUGGCCUCGACUACGCUAAGUACCCCGACGGAGGCGCCAUGGAAGGCCAGGAGACCACCGGCGACCUGCAGGCACAGAUGAUGUAAGGAUCUAACGAUUCGACAUCACGACCGGCACUACACAUUACAUUGCGGCUGCUCUCGAGUACAGCUAAAGCUGGAACGGCCACCUGGCUCUAGUACGGCAAUGGCUUGUAUCUUGUAACAUGCAGCGAGCCCUUGCAUCAGACGACCAGCGUGUCGCAAACACUUUCACCCUUUGAACCCCUCUGUAUAUUAGCUUCGAUGACUUCGACUCUUGGGAAGGAGGAAACGAGCCUUGGGCAAAGGUACAGAACACAGUAACGACUCAGCAACAUGGGAAUGGGCGAGAGAGUGUUUUCAUUGACAAAGACCGGUUCUACUGGAUCGUUCCUUCUUGCUAGCCUGGGUAGGCCAUCGCUUGAGAGGCUGAUUAGGUAGCGGAAUAUCUGAAGGACUGGUCAGAGAAAAGUGGUUCUUUGUGACAGGGUGAUUUUCGUGGGCGAGGUCGCU